CUUUUCAAUCCUAUUCAGUUUAACACUUUUAUUCAACCUUAGUUGUUCCAAGAUCCGCCUUGCAGAAAAUGAAACUAGUUUUGCUUUUGAUUGUAAUUGUCGGUGCCGCGAUAGCCCAGCAAUUAUCAUUAGGGGAUUGGAUCCACUUAGAAGUUGAAACCAUUAUGGCCAUUAACCCUAACCUGACCAUAGCUGAGUGCACCACGAUGUGUGACGAUCUUUUCCGCCUCCAAAAUAUCGCCGACGAGACUGUAACUGACAAUUUGUGUCACCAUGCUUGCGAGUGCGAAAUUGACAACAACUGUGAUGACCACACCCACCCUCCACAUCCCACAAAUGAGCCUGUUCAAACAUCACGCCCUUGAGGAAAAUGAUGUACCAACACCGUUGAUCGGUACAAUAAAAUAAAAAAAAAACCCCUGCAAAACUGGUUUUGUU
Physella acuta is the source of this 438-nucleotide messenger RNA. RefSeq lists its product as uncharacterized. The record is from RefSeq and is a predicted model, not a curated record. Lineage: Eukaryota; Metazoa; Mollusca; Gastropoda; Physidae.